AUGACUGAAACAAAUUUGUCCUUUGCCUCAACAAAUCAGUCUGGUGUAAGAAGAAGAGGGAGUAGAUGUUGGUGUGGGCUUGAGUCCCCAUUGAUGACGUCAUGGACUUACGAAAAUCCAGGAAGAAGAUUUCAUGGUUGUGGUAACUUUAAGGUGAUGAAGAGAAAAGGUUGUAAUUACUUUCAAUGGGUUGAUGAAGACAUGAGCAACAGGGCUAAAGAUUUGAUUAGAACUUUGAAGGACAAGAAUGACGAGAUUGCGGAUUUACUUAAGGACACCAAGAAUAGUGAAGAUUUGCUCAAGAUGAAGAUUAAGUUAAUGUCUUAUUUUGUUGGUUUUUGUAUGGUGUUUGUAUUAUUACUUGUGUUAGCAUUGGUUGCAACACAUGUAUUCAAAUGA
Messenger RNA from Vicia villosa (hairy vetch), 399 nucleotides. RefSeq lists its product as uncharacterized. The coding region runs from base 1 to 399 and encodes 132 amino acids. Lineage: Eukaryota; Viridiplantae; Streptophyta; Magnoliopsida; Fabales; Fabaceae. The record is from RefSeq and is a predicted model, not a curated record. The transcript has a single exon. Gene Ontology annotation, molecular function: zinc ion binding.